Molecule: messenger RNA, 4005 nt
Organism: Sapajus apella (tufted capuchin)
Lineage: Eukaryota; Metazoa; Chordata; Mammalia; Primates; Cebidae
Gene: XKR8
Product: XK related 8
Exons: 3
Coding region: 645-1853 (402 amino acids)
Biological process (GO): phosphatidylserine exposure on apoptotic cell surface; engulfment of apoptotic cell; apoptotic process involved in development
Cellular component (GO): plasma membrane
Source: RefSeq, a predicted model, not a curated record
AAAGUGUUGGGAUUACAGGCCUGAGCCACUGCGCCAGGCCUGUAUUCCUUUACGUAUGGAAAUGAGGUUAACGCAUUCUCUGGAACCGAACGCCCUCCCCUCCCCCCACUCGGAUCGUUGGCGUGAACUCAGCCUCCCAGUGCCCUCCGCUUAUCUCCCAAUCCAGGCGCACAAAUUGUUGCAAAGUCCUGCACUUAGGGAUGAGACUGUGCCUUUGCGUUUCGUUGCUUUGUUUUGCAACAAUGCUGGUGUGAGGGAUCGAAGUCCUAGCUUGGGCUCUCGCCCUCUUAGCUUUCUUGGGCCUCCGGGCGCCUCAAACGUAAAACUAGGCCGUUUGAAGCCUGCCAAGCGAAGAUCGGUUGGUCUGCAGGCUUGGCUGAGCUGGGUCAGGGGGUCCCCCGGGCAGGCGGCGGAAGCAGAGUCUCGGCGGCCUUGGGUUACCGGAGGGUCUGAGUUGGGGACCUGGGAGAGCCGCGGGCCUCGCUCCUCCCCGGACGGGGCGGGACGGGGAAGUCCCGCCCAGCAGGCCCGGGCCCUUCACAGCCCCGAGGGCUGCGUCCGCCUCCUUCCUGCCACUGCAACCCCCGGCCCAGAGGAUAGGCCCCAACCGCAGAGGAGGUGGAGGAGGCAGAAGCUGCCGGGCCAUGCCCGGGUCGUCCCGCCCCGCCCUCCUUUGGGACCUGGUACUGGGCGUACUGGGCACCGCUGCCUUCCUGCUCGACCUGGGCGCGGACCUGUGGGCUGCCGUCCAGUAUGCGCUCGGCGGCCGCUACCUGUGGGCGGGUCUGGUGCUGGCGCUGCUGGGGCUGGCCUCGGUGGCGAUGCAGCUCUUCAGCUGGCUCUGGCUGCGCGGCGACCCCGCCGACCUGCACGGGUCGCAGCCCCCGCGCCGCUGCCUGGCGCUGCUGCAUCUCCUGCAGUUGGGCUACCUGUACAGGUGCAUGCAGGGGCUGCAGCAGGGGCUGCUGGUAUGGCGGCAGGAGGAGCCUUCUGAGUUUGACUUGGCCUACACGGACUUCCUCUCCCUGGACAUCAGCAUGCUGCGGCUCUUUGAGACCUUCUUGGAGACAACACCACAGCUCACGCUGGUGCUGGCCAUCAUACUGCAGAGCGGCCAGGCUGAGUGCUACCAGUGGGUUGGCAUCUGCACGUCCUUCCUGGGCAUCUCGUGGGCACUGCUUGACUACCACCGGGCCUUGCGCACCUGCCUCCCCUCCAAGCCCCUGCUGGGUUGGGGCUCCUCCGUGAUCUACUUCCUGUGGAACCUGCUGCUGCUGUGGCCCCGAGUCCUGGCUGUGGCCCUGUUCUCAGCCCUCUUCCCCAGCUAUGUGGCCCUGCACUUCCUGGGUCUGUGGCUGGUGCUGCUGCUCUGGGUCUGGCUUCAGGGCACAGACUUCAUGCCGGACGCCAGCUCUGAGUGGCUGUACCGGCUGACGGUGGCCACUAUCCUCUAUUUCUCCUGGUUCAACGUAGCUGAGGGCCACACCCGAGGCCGGGCCACCAUCCACUUGGCCUUCCUCCUAAGUGACAGCAUUCUCCUGGUGGCCACCUGGGUGACUCAUAGCUCCUGGCUGCCCAGCAGGAUUCCACUGCAGCUGUGGCUGUCUGUGGGAGGCGGCUGCUUCCUUCUGGGCCUGGCUCUGCGGCUUGUGUACUAUCGCUGGCUACACCCUAGCUGCCGCCGCUGGGAACCUGAGCCUGACCAGGUGGAUGGGGCCAGGAGUCUACUUUCCCCAGAGGGUUAUCAGCUGCCUCAGAACAGGCGCAUGACCCAGUUAGCACAGAACUUUUUCCCCAAGGCUAAGGAUGGGGCUGCUUCGCCAGUGAAGGGAGAGGUGAACGGCGUCCUUUGAAGCAGGAUUAGACCCAGCGGGCAGAGAUGGACAGUGACUCCGCUGGCAGAAGGGAGGCGAGGAUAAGCUAAUGAUGCUGCUGUGGGCUCCAUGCACUCACCAAGAGUGGGACGCCUGUGCUGGGCCAGGCACCAGGGAUGCUGCUGAGUGGGGUAGAGGCCUGCCUUCAAGGAGUUCAAGAUGAGAACAGAGAACAAGAUGAGAAGGGCUGGGCCCUGAAGAGUCAAUAGCCCCAGUUAGGUACAAGACACUUGGGGAGGAAAGACGACUACCUUUUCUUUUCCCCCUGCCAGUUGGUAUAGCUGGUGCCCCAAAACUUUCUACCUCCUUGGCUACCUCUAAAAUAACUGGUGUAGGUGCUGCCCCUUAGCUCCCCUAUCCAGGGCUAGAAGGCGGCAGCACCCCCCAGGGGCUGUCCUUUAGAAUUCUUCCUCCCUUCCCCACACCAUUCUUUCAAUUCAUGAAACAAAUCUUUGCUAAGAGCAGUUUAUGUGCCAGGAACAUCAUUCUAUCCUUGCAGCCUGGAACAAGACCAGCUACCACCCUAGCUUCAUGCCCUACCUGCACCAACCAGUCCUGGGUUAGAUCUUAAAUGCCGGAAGCCAAGGAUGCCCAACUCUGGGUGACCCCCGUCAACCUCCAAGAUCUCAGUGAACCUGGCCUGGCCUCUGCUUCUGCUCUCAAGGGGCUGCUUUUCAACCAAGAGCCUUGUGAGCCUGUGUUCUGGGCCUUGCACAGCCACUGAGUUUUAUUCCUUAGCCAGUGUACCUCCUACCUCAGAGUCUAUGUGAGGGGAAGAGAAUGUGUGUGCCUGUGUGUCUCUGCAAGUGACACACGUGUUGUUUUUGUUUAACAGUAUUAUUAGGUUUUUAAAGCCUCAUGAAAUCCUCCAACCUAGUCUGUUAUCAUUAAACAAAAUCUAUGGAGUUCAGAGCCUGAACUGGAGGUAGUCAGGGACAUAAAAUCUACUUCUCAAAAUCGGUCAAGGCCCCCAGACCAGAGAGAGGGCUGGCUCAGGUGGGGCUUCUCAACCUUGUUUUUGAAGUUUAAGGAGGUGGUGAGCCAGCAUGGGGCUGACAGCUUAGCUGGGGAUCAGAAUCCAGAUCUGGGCUGACUUAGUGCAUCAUCUUCACCACCAGCUCUGCUGCUGGGACCAGCAGGAGUGGCCAUAAACAUAUUUGGGGCCAAGAAGUGAACAUAACAGCCUGGUGAAGAAAGGUCUUUUUGCUGGGAGCUCUGAGAGGUUAAGUGAUGAGGUGGCUUAGGGGAUGUAGAUGUGGGUGGCUGAUGGUGCUGGGGAGGUGGAAUCUUUUGCUGUUAUAGGAGGUCUGUGGUUUGGAGAAACAAGGGAAAGAAAAGUCACUUGAGAUAGAGAAGAAAAGUUUCCAGUUACCACUGUGAUGGGAUUCAGGAUAGUUUCAGUUCUGUUAUUCUGCUGGAGACACAAAAACCAGGAUAAGUAAAACAUUUAAUAUAUUAGAUAGUGUUAAGUGCUAAAAGAAAAAGGGAAAGGGCUAGGGAGAGAGUAGGUAUUUAUGUGUUGGGGGUGGGAAUUACAACUUUGUAUAGAAUGGCUGGGGAAGGCCUUCCUGAAAAACUAAUAAGCCGGUUAACAGUGACGGGUGUCCAAGUUUCAGGAGAAGGAGCAGAACCUGGAGUCACUGGUGGCUUGAACCAGUCAAGGAAGGAAUGUUGCAAAUAGAAUUCCACAGGAUGAAGAAGCCUUCGUAGCCACUCUGUUGGCCUGGAGCUAAAGAUGACCCAGAGAUGAAGGGUGGGGGCAGGGAGAGGGUCUGUGAGGACAAUGCUGGUGACUUUUACAUACAAGCAAUGGUUAGAGCAGAAAGGAUCCCGCAGACCAUCCUGUCUAGACAUUUUCAGACUUCUGAAUAUCAUGAACCUAUAAAAUGGCCAACAUGGUUGCAACUUAAUUUUAACAAAAAACGUCAUUAAAAACUACCACCAUUUAUUUUCAUCAUCUCAUAAAAGGAUGUACCAAUCCUAGAACAAAGGACCAUUCUUCUAAUAGAAUACAUAUAAACACACACACCUGCAAUUAAUUGCAGGAGGAGAUGGAGAUGUUUUACUCUGUGCUUGGAAAUCAAUUUCUCUAAUAUUUUUACUUAUAACUGAGUAGGGAUAUAGCAGCUAA